This is a messenger RNA of Asparagus officinalis (garden asparagus), 3160 nucleotides long. Its product is annotated as alpha-L-fucosidase 2. The record is from RefSeq and is a predicted model, not a curated record. Gene Ontology annotation, biological process: carbohydrate metabolic process. Lineage: Eukaryota; Viridiplantae; Streptophyta; Magnoliopsida; Asparagales; Asparagaceae. The transcript is spliced from 13 exons. Gene Ontology annotation, molecular function: alpha-L-fucosidase activity. The coding region runs from base 197 to 2797 and encodes 866 amino acids.
AUUUCUCCUUAAACCAUCGCUAGCAAAACCGAUACGCAUGAAGCCAGAGAGAAAGACAGAGAGCCGCGUAAAUUCGCGAGAAGGAACAAAACCUCACCUCGUCAUUUCCCAUGGCGAAUCAACACAGUCCAAGAAUCACGGAUUCCUCCAAUAAAGGUUGCAUGCCCAGAUUCUCCAUUUCCGUUUCUGGUUCUAAAUGGAUCUUGAAGGCAAAGAAGAGGGCUGGGUUUGGGUCCGUCGCCCUAACGAAGGGGAUUCGAAGUUCUGGGGAUUAAUGGAUCCAAUUCAGGAUCCGCCUCCGUCGCCGCCGCCGCCGCCGCUGACGGUGGUGUUUACAGAGCCUGCGAAGCAUUGGACCGAUGCUGCUCCAAUCGGAAACGGCCGCCUCGGGGCGAUGAUCUGGGGCGGCGUCUGCACGGAAACUCUCCAACUCAACCAUGAUACUCUCUGGACUGGCAUGCCUGGUGACUAUACAAAUCGGCAAAGUCCAGUUGUCGUUUCUAAUGUGAGAAAACUUGUUGAUAAUGGACAAUUUGUGGAAGCCUCUCUAGCAGCAAAUGGUUUGUUAGGUCAUCUAUCAGAAGUUUACCAACCACUUGGAAAUAUCAACAUAGAUUUUGAUGAUUGCCCUGUUGGAUAUUCUGCUUAUGGAAGAGAACUUAAUUUAACAACUGCAACCGUUAAGGUGUCAUAUACUGUUGGUGAUGUGGAGUUCACAAGAGAACAUUUCUGUUCAUAUCCGCAUCAAGUGCUUGUAACCAAUAUUUCUUCAAAUAAAUCAGGCAGCCUCUCAUUUACAGUAUCUUUGGACAGUGAGUUGCCAUACCAUUCAAGUGUGAAUGCUGCAAACCAAAUUAUCAUGGAAGGUAGUUGUCCUGCUAAAAGGAUCCUACAAAAAGGCAAUACAUCUGUAGAUCUGGAGGGAAUUCAGUUCUCUGCAGUUAUUGAUUUGCAGAUAGGCGGCGAAGCUGGUACGAUACGUGUUGUAGAUGAUAAUAAGUUGAAAGUUGAAGGCUCAGACUGGGCUGUUUUACUUCUAGCAGCUUCUUCCUCAUUCGAAGGGCCAUUCACAAAACCCUCAGAUUCUAAGAAGGAUCCUACUUUGGCAUCAGUGGACACAUUGAAUGCUAUUAGGAACAUGUCUUUCUCCAAGUUACUUGCAUAUCAUUUGGAUGAUUAUCAGAAUCUUUUUAAUCGUGUUUCUUUGCAACUGUCCAAGGGAUCCAAUGCGACAACUGAAGAUAGUAGGCCUAUCAAUCAGAUUCAGGCCAGAACUCAGAAAAGUCUCAUUGCAAGUUCUUGUGGAAGACCAAAAUUAUCAGCACCUGCCAUAACAACUAAAUCGACAAAAAAUGCUAUGGUAUCUACUGCAGAAAGAGUGAAAUCUUUCAAUGUUAACGAGGACCCAUCUUUGGUAGAACUUCUAUUCCAAUAUGGCCGAUAUUUGCUCAUCUCUUGCUCAAGGCCUGGAACUCAGGUGGCAAACUUGCAGGGAAUAUGGAACAAGGAAACUGAACCAGCAUGGGAUGCAGCUCCUCACUUGAAUAUCAACCUGCAAAUGAAUUAUUGGCCAUCACUUUCUUGCAAUCUUAGUGAAUGUCAAGAACCAUUAUUUGAUUACAUUGCUUCUCUGUCCGUCAAUGGGGCUAGAACAGCAAAAGUCAAUUAUGAAGCAAAUGGUUGGGUGACUCACCACAUCUCAGAUAUAUGGGCGAAAACAUCACCUGAUCGUGGUAAGCCCAAGUAUGCCGUGUGGCCAAUAGGUGGGGCUUGGCUGUGUACUCAUUUGUGGGAACAUUAUUCGUUUACUAUGGAUAAGGUUUUUCUAGAGAAUAUAGCAUAUCCAUUAUUAGAAGGAUGUGCUCUUUUUCUGUUAGACUGGUUGAUUGAAGGACAGAGAGGAUAUUUGGAAACAAAUCCUUCAACUUCACCCGAACAUUUGUUUAUUGCACCUGACGGCCAGACUGCAAGCAUCAGUUACUCAACGACCAUGGAUAUGGCUAUCAUCAAAGAAAUAUUUUCUAUCAUUACAUAUGCUGCGGAGGUUUUGGAAAAAUCUGAUAGCUGUUUAAUCAAUCAAAUAAAGAUAGCACUACUGAAGUUGCCACCCACACGAAUCUCUUGGGAUGGUUCUGUUAUGGAAUGGGCACAAGAUUUUGAGGAUCCUGAAGUUCACCAUAGGCAUUUGUCACACUUAUUUGGUCUUUUCCCAGGUCACACGAUGACACUGUGGAGUACGCCUGAUUUGUGUAAAGCUGCUGCCAAAAGCCUCUACAAGAGAGGAGAUGAGGGCCCUGGAUGGUCGACUACGUGGAAGAUGGCUCUAUGGGCUCACCUUCACAACAGCGAACAUGCAUACAAAUUGGUCAAGAAGCUGAUCAACCUGGUUGACCCUGAUCAUGAAAAGGCUUUUGAAGGGGGCCUUUACAGUAACUUGUUCACAGCUCACCCUCCAUUCCAGAUUGAUGCUAAUUUCGGUUUUACAGCAGCCAUUGCUGAAAUGCUUGUUCAGAGCACCGAGCAAGACCUUUAUCUACUCCCUGCACUUCCGGUAGAUAAGUGGGCAGAAGGAUGUGUCAGAGGAUUGAAAGCUCGAGGCGAUGUUACGAUUAAUAUUUCAUGGAAGGAAGGGGUGCUUCACGAGGCCUGUUUUUGUUCGAAGAAUCGGAAUUCAGUUAGAAGGUUGCAUUAUAAGGGAAAAGUUGCCAACAUAGAACUAUCCAGUAACCGCAUUCACACGUUUGAUAAGCAUCUGAAGUGCCUGAGGACACACCCUUCAUUGGAAGGAACAACUUAGUCAUAUGAGACACCAAAUGAAGUACACGGUGGUUUGGGUACCAGUUAUCUCUGAGAUUCAGUGAGAGUACGAUAAGGGAUUCUUCUGAUAUGUUUUGUUCGUGUGUACCCCUAUUGCUUUUGUAGCCUUUGAUUAAAAAAAUAAAUAAAAAUAAAAGUAUAGCGACACAAGUCACACAAUAUAAAUAUUGGGGAUACUGACAUGAGCUGUUGUUAAAUGGGCUAUCUGUAAAUAGGAGCGAUGGAUUCGCACGCUGAGAUGAGACUAUAGAGGUGGAUCUUUAUCAGUACGUUUUAUUUUUUAUAUGUUGUUAGGUCAGACCAUUUAUUUUCAUAGUACAUACAAUUUUAAUAAUUCUUGACA